Molecule: messenger RNA, 3696 nt
Organism: Sphaeramia orbicularis (orbiculate cardinalfish)
Lineage: Eukaryota; Metazoa; Chordata; Actinopteri; Kurtiformes; Apogonidae
Gene: tprn
Product: taperin
Exons: 6
Coding region: 337-2796 (819 amino acids)
Molecular function (GO): phosphatase binding
Source: RefSeq, a predicted model, not a curated record
GAAAAGGGUGUGGCCUGCGUCAGUGAGGGGCGUGCGACAAAGGGAAGAGGGGCGUGUCCUCACUCCCUGCGGACCAAUCGAGCAGCGGAUGAAGGCGCUCGUGCCGCUGCGGAGGGGCGGGGCUGCGUUCAGGGACCGUGGGGCCAGUGAGCAGCAGACAGUCAGAGGGAGAGGAGAGAAAGAGCAGACGGGAGGAUGAUGCGCGUGAGCCGGUGAACGGCUCUGCUGCACGAACCGACCGAGCCCCAUUCAGGUGUCCAGCCGCACCGGACCGCCGGAAACCCGCCUCGGAGCACGCCUCUCUCCUCUUCAACCCCUCCCGAAAAACCCUGCGCGAUGUCUGGCGGAGGAGACGUCCGAGUGCUGCGGCAGGAGGCCGGCCAAGAGAGCCCGAGGAUGCCGGCCUGGAAGCGCGAGAUCCUGGAGCGGAGGAAGGCGAAGGGCGGCGGGGCCGGAGGAGCCGGAGGGGCCGGAGGAGCGGAGGCAGGCCCCGGAGCAGGAGCCGGAGCCGGAGCCGGAGCGGGCCCGCAGCGGCUGAACGGAGACGUAACGGGGAAUGUAAACGGCGGCGGCCCCAAGAGAGACGGAGGGCCGAGCGGAGGGUCCGGGCGGAAGUACACCAUCAGCCCGGCCAGCCAGCACCACGGCCACAACAAAGAAGCACGGCCCGCGGCGGACCGGGAGGACGGCGGACCGGAGAGCCUGGUGCUCCAGGAGAGCCUGGGGCCGCUCCAGGAGAACCCGUUCAUCAAACUGGAGAAGGAGCGGAGGAGGCGGCAGGACCGGGAGAACGCAGCCCGGCCGGUGCAGCACAUCCUGGAGCUGUACGGCAGCGUGCCCGGCAUCCGGACCAUCCGGGCCGACAACAUCAUCAUCAUAGAGUCCGACCCGGAUUACUUUCCGGAAGGAGGAGACGCGAAAGCCGGCUCUAAAUGGCAGCAGAACGGCGUGAGUACUUACAGCUCCCUGAACGACCUCCUGGACCGGAGGGGGAGCGCGGUGACCGAGAUAAGAGCCAAGGAGGUGGUGAUUUAUGACCCAGCCCUGAGCCGGAGCGAGGAGAACCUGAGCACACUGGGCCUGCGCGAACCCAGGGCGCACGAGACAGGUGACGGUCCAGGCAGGGUGAGCCGGAUGCUGCAGAAGUUCGACAGUAACUACGGGAAACUGCAGAAGAAGUCCCACAGCACGGAGAACCUGCUGGACUUGGACUGCAGUGCCAGCGGCCGGCCACGCCUCUGGCCCAAGCCACAGCCAGACCUGGUGCCAAAGCCCAGAGCCGGACCCCCGUCACCCGUCUUCCACAGCCCCGGGUCUUCCAAACCAAAGCCGCCGCCGCUGGCCGCCUCUGAGCCCACCAGCCCGCCGCCGGCCCAGUCCGUGUCUUCCUUCCGUCACCGCUUUGAGGACAGUGGGGGUCACGGCCGAGACGAACCGGACCGGGGUCAGACCAAACCCACCAGAGAGAGGGACUGGGACAGCGCUGAGGUGCCCCCCAAACCCAAGGUGCCAUGUUCUCCAGAGACCCGCCGAGCUCGUGCCGAGUCGCCAACGAAGUUCCCCCGCUCCUCACCCGACUACGAGAUCCGCCCGUCCCCAACGCCAGACCUGAGCCGGAUCCCUGCGGGCGACGCCCAGGCCCGGGCGUUGGCCAACCUACGCCUGCAGUCCCGGAACUCCUUCACCGUCAUCCCCAAACGGCGUCUGGCCGCGUCGUCCGCGGCCACCAGUCCGGUCCCGCCCGGCCCGGUCAAGUCCUCCCCGUCCCACAGAGCGGUGGAGGUGCCCACGCCCGGAGUGCCAACCUCUCACCCCCCCACCGCCACGGUAACGCCCUCAAAGAGGAGCGAGGAGCCACGGCAGAAGGAGCCCCCUCCUCCGGUCGCCACCAGUCCAGUUUGUGCUUCGCCCUCGGUUCUCAGCCCCCCUCCCUCCUCCCCGCCUGCCCCCUCGUCUCCCCCGUCUUCUCCAGCUGUCCCCGUGUCUCCCCCCGCCUCCCCCUCCUCCCCCGGCCCGUCUCCGCCCUCCCCCGCUAAAGAACCGCCUCCCCCCGUGGAUCAACUGCCAGUAACGAACAUCGACGACAUCGAGGUGGAGCCCCCCCAGCGCGUGCCUGCCCCCAGCCCCCUGGUGCACAGGAAAAAGGGCAACACCUUCACUGUGGUGCCUAAACGGAGGGUGGAGCCCGAGGUCCAGCCCGGCUCACCUGAGCCCCCGCAGGAUGCCCCCUCCGCUGACGCCCCCCCAGGGUCGACGCCGCCACAGGCCCCCUAUGCCCAGCUGGGGUCCCUGCUGAAAAAACGGUACCCUGCCGCCGAGGAGAUCCAGGUCAUAGGAGGAUACCUGUCACUCGCAAAGUCCUGCCUCUCCAAGACCGGCUCCACGGGGAAGAAGUUGAAGAUCUCCUUCAACGAGUCCAGUCUUCAGAGUACGUACGAGUACCCGUCGGAGAGCAGCGUAUGGGACAGCGGCGACGAGGACGACGAGGACAAACAGGACGGGAAGGCAGCACCGGCGGCAGACGAGCAGCCCAGCAUGGUGGGACGGAUCCACAUCCCCAGACCCAGUUUGACCGGAUCCCCGACUCACAGCAGCAACAGCAACGGUCUGUCCAACUACGUCCCCAAACACUCGGUGGACUUCAGCACGUGGCAAGAACAAAAACACGACGGCGGCGUUUCCCAGGAAGACGUCACUUCACCACAACAGAUGCAGCUGACAGAGGAGGUCAUGCUCACCCCCGCAGACAGCUCGUCCCUGUCCGACUACAGCAGCGAGCCGGCGCUUUACUUCUGAUCAGUCACCAGGACCGGGACCUGGACCUGGACCAGGACCUGGACUAGGACCAGGACCAGACUGAAGUCCCUCCGGCUCAUCUCCAAGCACACCUUCCAGAGGGACAGGAAACAGCGCUGGUCUCACUCCUCGUCCACAUCUCGCUGCUGUUUUCCGUCUUUAACCCUGUGAGAAAAAAAAAAAUCCAAAAGCAGCUGGACUGUGUUUCCCACAAUCCCCUGGGGCAGUUGAUCUGUCUUCCACCUGCUCACGUCCGAGCCACGGCUUCAGGUUUUUAUUAUUAUUAUUUUUUGUUUGUUUGUUUUGUUUUUGGGAUGUGGAGCAGAGAGACCGCACGUGUUAAAACCGCCGGCGAUGCCAGGUGAGUUCAGUGUUUACCAUGGAAACCUUGUCGCACAUCCUCCAGAAACACAGACGUUCAACGGGUGCCACAGAUGAAACGUUUUGUACCUGAUGUUUGGGUCCGUCGCUUCUCUGACUGGAAAGCUUCUGUACGCCUUUUAGUUUUUGUACGGUUAUUGUUAUUAUUAUUUUUUGUUUUUUUUUUUCUGCUGUACCGACGCUGCUGGACGUUAAAAGUGGACGAGUCGACAAGCAAACUUCAACGUUCCGGGGAAAAAAAUAAUCAGCAAAAAUCAGCAUAAAUCAGUAGCAGCUCCAUUUCUGAUGAAAUGUUUGGAAAAAGUGCCCUUGGCCAAUAAUGUCUGUACGUCGGUUGUUUUCUGGUGACGAAUGUUCUGUGAGUCGUCCGGACCAGAACCCGAACCCAAACCGGCCUCAGUAACAGAACCAGACCCGGUCCAAGUGUCAGAAUUAGACCAGAACGGGGGGGUCAAACUCCUCAUAGUCCAGGUUCCACAUUCAGACCAAUAUGAUCUAAACUGGGUUAAAAAAAAAAAA